GUCUUGCUAUGUGGCUGUGGCUGGCUUGCUAUUCGUUAUGCAGCCCAUACUGAUCUUGAACUCUGAACAAUCCUCCUUUAGGCUCUCAGGUAAAUCCCAUACUUUUGACGCUAUACAAAACUUUUGAUGCUAUUAGUGGGACUAAUCCUGAUUUUAUUGCCGAAGAGUCUAGUAGAUUUUUCUGUUAAAAAUAUUUUAUUUUUUAAUUCUACAAAGCCCACAAAAGAUUUGCCAUUGGUGUGAUUAUCCAGCGGGAAUUAACAGGCAACUUAAUCUCAAUUAAGUUAACAGUACAGGCGCGCUCAGUCAGUCCCUGGAGCCUAGAGUUUUUGGUUUCUGCACUUUGCCACGUGGCUAUGUGGUUGCCCAGGAGACGCUAGGAGGAUGGAACGCCGGAAGGACUACAUUUCCCAGAAGCAUGCGCGCUCGGCGUGCCACGGGACCGCCCGCUGCUGGCGCGCGCUUAGCCGUUCGGUCCCCAGCCGCGUCCUCCGUCGCUUCCCUCUUCUCACUUCAGCUCUUGCGUCUCCGCACCGACAGCCGCUGGGGCCGCUGGGGCCGCCGGAGCGCGGUCGGAGCAGGAGCCGCUGAGCUACGGAACCAUGGAGGCCUAAGCCAGCGUGCACACCCGGCCCCCUGUGCGCCCGCGCUCUCGCUCCCUUGCUGCCUGCUCGCCGCGGCUGGAAGCGGAGUCCGCGCCGCUGACACAGGUGGGCUUCCCCUGGUGCGGCACCGCCCCGCGGGGUGUGAGCCGGGGCGACCGGCCGCGCGCCGGAGGGCUGCGGUUCGGGAAGGUUGGGCCGCCCGGAGCGGUGCAGAGAUCGGCGGGCCUCUUCUGCCCGCCCCCUCGGCGCCCGGGUGUGCAGAACCAAGUGAAUUGGACCCUUGGCCAUCCCGCCGGGACCUAGGGGUUGCCGGAAUGGCUGGAGCUUCCGGACACUCGGGACAGCCGAGGUUGGCUGGACAAAUGGGCGUGUGGUGGGCAGGUUGUCCUGUGGAAAUGCCCAUGUGAAGACAAGCUGCCUACCACAGAGAAGAUGGGAUCGAACAGCAGCAAGAUCAGUGAUCUACCUAAGAAUGAGUACUUAAAGAGGCUGUCAGGCCCCGAGGCUAUCUCUGAAAACGACCCCUUCUGGAAUCAGCUCUUCUCUUUUUCUUUCUCUGCACCAACCAGCAGUACUGAGUUGAAGCUGUUAGAAGAGGCAACCAUUUCAGUUUGCAAGUCUUUGGUUGAAAACAACCCUCGAACAGGGAACCUCGCUGCGCUAACUAAGGUCUUCCUUGCUAGAACCAGAGAGCUCAGGCUUUCGGCCGAGUGUCAGAACCACAUCUUCAUCUGGCAGACACACAAUGCCUUGUUUAUCAUCUGCUGCCUGCUGAAGGUGUUCAUCUGUGAGAUGUCUGAGGAAGAGCUGCAGCUUCACUUCACGUAUGAAGAAAAGUUGCCCGGCACCUACAGUUCUGACUCUGAAGAUCUUUUGGAAGAAUUGCUCUGCAGCUUGAUACAGUUAAUCACUGACACUCCACUCCUGGAUAUCACAUAUGAGAUAUCAGUGGAGGCCAUCUCAGCAAUGAUUGUCUUCCUUUCCUGUCAGCUCUUCCACAAGGAGGUUCUGCGGCAGAGCAUCAGUCACAAGUACCUGAUGCAAGGUCCAUGUCUUCCCUACACCAGCAAACUUGUGAAAACCUUAUUAUAUAACUUUAUCAGACAAGAAAAGCCACCUCCGCCCGGAACCCAUGUCUUCCCUCAGCAGUCGGACGGGGGAGGACUGCUGUAUGGACUGGCGUCAGGAGUAGCAACUGGUCUCUGGACCGUCUUCACGCUAGGCGGGGUGGGCAGCAAAGCCGCCUCUCCCGAACUUACUUCCCCUCUGGCCAACCAGAGUCUCCUGCUGCUGUUGGUGCUGGUGAACCUGACGGAUGCCCCAGACAUCCCCAACCCCUACAGACAGGCCGUCACGUCGUUCAAGAACACACAAGACAGCAGUCCGUUCCCAUCAUCCGUCCCGCACACCUUCCAGAUUAACUUUAACAGUUUGUACACAACCCUGUGUGAACAGCAGACGUCUGACCAGGCAACGCUCCUCCUGUACACUCUGUUGCACCAGAACGCCAAUGUCAGGACGUACAUGCUGGCCCGGACAGACAUGGAAAACCUUGUUUUACCAAUUCUGGAGAUUCUAUAUCAUGUUGAGGAAAGAAACUCGCACCAUGUCUACAUGGCCCUUAUAAUCCUGUUGAUCCUUACGGAAGACGACGGCUUCAAUCGGUCCAUUCAUGAGGUGAUAUUAAAAAACAUUACUUGGUAUUCAGAAAGAGUCUUAACUGAAAUUUCCCUGGGGAGCCUCCUAAUUCUGGUGGUAAUAAGAACCAUCCAGUACAAUAUGACCAGGACUAGAGACAAGUACCUGCACACCAAUUGCCUGGCGGCGUUAGCAAACAUGUCAGCACAGUUUCGCUCCCUCCACCAGUAUGCUGCCCAGAGGAUCAUCAGUUACACCUGCCGCCACUUGCGGAGAUGUGUUUAUUUGUCGGACAGAUUGUAUUCCCCCCGCUCUCCCCGUUCUGCACGUCAGCGUUGCCUCUCGGCCCCCAGUGACAGUGGAGAGGAGCUCUUGUCUCUAACUUGCUCUCACAUUCUCAGAUCCUAUGCCUCCAGUUUGUUUUCUUUGCUGUCUAAAAAACACAACAAGGUUCUGGAGCAAGCCACGCAGUCCUUGAGAGGUUCCCUGAGCUCCAGCGAUGUCCCUCUCCCAGAUUAUGCCCAGGACCUCAGCGUCAUUGAAGAAGUGAUUCGGAUGAUGCUGGAGAUCAUCAACUCCUGCCUGACUAAUUCUCUCCACCACAACCCGAACUUGGUGUAUGCCCUGCUUUACAAACGGGACCUCUUUGAGCAAUUCCGGACUCACCCCUCAUUCCAAGACAUAAUGCAGAACAUUGACCUGGUAAUUUCCUUCUUUAGCUCAAGACUGCUACAAUCUGGAGCUGAGCUGUCAGUGGAACGGGUCUUGGAAAUCAUUAAACAAGGGGUUGUGGCACUACCCAAAGACAGACUAAAGAAAUUUCCAGAACUGAAAUUCAAAUACGUGGAGGAAGAGCAGCCUGAGGAGUUCUUCAUCCCAUACGUCUGGUCUCUGGUCUACAACUCGGCAGUUGGCCUGUACUGGAACCCACAGGACAUCCAACUGUUUGCCAUGGACUCAGACUGAAGCAGGACACGGCCAUGCCUACCCCAGCCCAGCUGCUAGUUACUUCACGUCCAGGAGCAGAGCAGACAGACUGCCCGCCCGGUGUGUCUUCUGCCACAGAGGGUCACACAGCCUGCUUCUCUCACACACUGUGACUGUCGGGAGACUUCUCAGUUAGCGGUAGUUCACUGAGCUUUGAUGUACUGCAAGGGCGAGCACAGAAAUAAACGGAAAACAUGCUGUUCAA
Molecule: messenger RNA, 3435 nt
Organism: Rattus norvegicus (Norway rat)
Lineage: Eukaryota; Metazoa; Chordata; Mammalia; Rodentia; Muridae
Gene: Dym
Product: dymeclin
Cellular component (GO): membrane; Golgi apparatus; cytoplasm
Source: RefSeq, a predicted model, not a curated record